Molecule: messenger RNA, 1806 nt
Organism: Miscanthus lutarioriparius
Lineage: Eukaryota; Viridiplantae; Streptophyta; Magnoliopsida; Poales; Poaceae
Source: the annotation of a GenBank genome assembly
AUGGAGAACGGCGGCCGCGUGGCUGCGAUCGCCAUGCCUCUCCUCGCCACCGCGCUCCUCGCCGCAGCCUUCGUGCUGCUGCCUCCCUCCUUCUUGGGCGGCGGCGCCGAGUCAGCCAGCAUCGUCCGGGAGCGCCGCCGGGAGCACUUCCUGCGGCACGUUCCGCAUGAGCCCCAGAAGGCGCCGGCGAGCGCGCAACUCGCCGAGAAGGUGAGCGUCGGCCCGGUCGAGGAAUCCCUGGCCCGGUCUCGGGCGGCCAUCCGCCGCGCGGCUCGCGAGGCCCCGGUGACGGCGGCGGUGGAGAGCGCUCGGCGGAGCUUCAAGGACGUCGGCGACGCCUUCGUGCCGCGAGGCGCCAUCUACCGAAACCCCAGAGCUUUCCACAGGAGCUACCUGGAGAUGGAGAGGAAGUUCAAGAUAUGGACGUACAGGGAAGGAGAGCCGCCGCUGACGCACCUCGGCCCGUCCGCCGACAUCUACUCCAUCGAGGGCCAAUUCUUGGAGGAGAUCGAAGACCCCCGGAACCCCUUCGCCGCCCGCCACCCCGGCGAGGCCUACGCCUUCCUGCUCCCCGUCAGCGUCUGCAAUCUCGUGCAGUACAUCUACCCAUUCUACCGGCGCAACACCACGGCCUACAUGGCGCACAUGCGCCGCGCGCUCGCCGACUACGUCGACGUCGUCGCCGACAGGUACCCCUACUGGAACAGGUCGCGCGGCGCCGACCACGUCAUCGUCUCGUGCCACGACUGGGCGCCGCUGGUCUCCGAAGCGAACCGGGAGCUCUACACCAACGCGAUCCGGGUGCUGUGCAACGCCAACACCUCCGAGGGCUUCCGCCCGCGCAAGGACGCCACGCUGCCGGAGGUGAACCUCGGCGACGGCCUCCUCCGCCGCCCCACGUCCGGCCUCCCGCCCGAGAACCGCACCACGCUCGCCUUCUUCGCGGGGGGCAUGCACGGGCACAUCCGCAGGGCCCUGCUGGGGUACUGGCUCGGCAGGAAGGACCCGGACAUGGACAUCCACGAGUACCUUUCCAAGGGGCAGGACUACCACGCGCUCAUGGCCAGGGCCCGGUUCUGCCUCUGCCCCAGCGGCUUUGAGGUGGCCAGCCCCAGGGUGGUGGAGUCCGUGUUCAGCGGCUGCGUGCCCGUCAUCAUCUCGGAUGGGUACCCGCCGCCGUUCAGCGACGUGCUGGACUGGAGCAAGAUGUCGGUGACCGUGCCGCCGGCUAGGAUACCGGAGCUGAAAGACAUCUUGAAGGGGGUGUCCGAGCGGAGGUACCGGGUGCUGCGCGCCAGGGUGCUGCAGGCGCAGCGGCACUUCGUGGUGCACCGGCCGGCGCAGCGUGAUGCUGUGGAUCCUCCAAAGAAAAGAGGGCGUCCAAAAGGUGUGCGAUCCAGCAAUGGGACACCUAGUAACUCAGCUACUCCGAGCACAAAGGGGAAAACUGCUGGCAAGGAUGCCAAAGAAACACCUAAAACUGGCACCAACCUUAAGAAGGAACUUGAGAAGAGCUCCAAGGACAAAGCUAGUGUAUCAACUGAGACAAAGGAUGAAUUGCCUAAAGAUGAUAAGAGUACGAGCAAACCUAAGGAGGCUAUUAGCAAAGGCAAGGGUUCAAAAGAUGAAGGCAAGUCCACUGAAGGAAAAGCUAGGCCUGGUCGGAAACCAAAAAAUGCUGGUACUCCGGCGAAGAGUGAUGCUGACAAGGAGAAGCGGAAGGAGAAAGAAGUCAAGGCUGCUGAAAUAGAGCAGGAGGCAUCAGGAAAUGCUUCUACAGGAAAGAAGCGCAGAAGGAAGGCUUGA